AUGCCUUCUGCAGCUUUCCGUUUACGGACUCUCCGAGCAUUUGCUCGCAAUCCCUCCAACCCCAAUGCCGUCCUCGCGCGAUCCUUCUCGGCCACCUCUCGCCGCGCCGAGAUCAACAAGGUCUUCCCCUCCGCCAAGGAAGCUCUCAAGGACAUGAAGCCCAACACAACCCUCCUCUGCGGUGGUUUCGGUCUCUGCGGUGUCCCCGACUCCCUCAUCAAUGAGGUUCUCGAGAAGCCCGACAUCACCGGCCUCACAGCUGUCUCGAACAAUGCCGGCACAGACAGUUUCGGUCUCGGCAGACUUCUCAAGACCAAGCAGAUCAGCAAGAUGAUUGCCUCCUAUAUCGGCGAAAACAAGACCUUUGAGAAGAUGUACCUCACUGGUGAGGUCGAGCUUGAGCUGACCCCUCAGGGAACUCUAGCCGAGCGAUGCGCUGCUGGUGGAAAGGGUGUGCCCGCCUUCUACACCCCUGCUGCUUUUGGUACAGUCGUCCAGACAGGCGACCUUCCCCUACGCAACAAGGCCGAUGGAUCUCCCGAUGUCUACUCUUACCCCAAGGACGUCAAGGUCUUCAAGGGAAAGCCUUAUCUUCUCGAGGAGAGCAUUGACGGUGACUACGCAUUCGUCAAGGCCUGGAAGGCCGACAAGCUUGGUAACUGCCAGUUCCGUCUCGCCGCACACAACUUCAACGGCGCCAUGGGCCGCAACGCAAAGAUGACAAUUGUCGAAGCCGAGCACAUCGUCGAGCCUGGUGAGAUCUCUCCUGAGGCCGUUCACCUGCCUGGCAUCUACGUCAAGCGUGUCAUCCAGAGCACCGAGGAGAAGUCGAUCGAGAAAUACACCUGGGCCAAGGACCCUAACGACCCGGAGGCUACAAAGGCUCUGGGCUCUGGCGAUACAGCUGCCAAGCGUGAGCGUAUUGUGCGUCGUGCCGCUAAGGAGUUCAAGAACGGCAUGUACGCCAACCUGGGUAUCGGUAUGCCCAUGCUCGCCCCCGGCUUUGUCGGUCCCGAGGUCGAGGUGCAGCUUCAGUCUGAGAACGGAAUCCUCGGCCUUGGUCCCUACCCCCAAAAGGGCGCCGAGGACGCUGAUCUGAUCAACGCUGGUAAGGAGACUGUCACUCUCAAGCCUGGCGCUGCCGUGUUCGGUAGCGAGGAGAGCUUUGGCAUGAUCCGCAGCGGUCGUAUCAACCUCACCAUCCUGGGAGCCAUGCAGGUCAGCGCCACUGGUGAUUUGGCCAACUGGAUGCUUCCCGGAAAGGUCAAGGGCUUCGGCGGUGCUAUGGAUCUUGUCAGCAACCCCAGCAAGACCAAGGUUGUUGUGACAAUGGAGCACACAGAUAAGAAGGGCAACGCCAAGAUUGUCAAGCAGUGCGCAUUCCCUCUGACUGGCCGAGCCUGCGUAUCACGAAUCAUCACCGAGUUGGGUGUCUUUGAUGUUGAUUUCGCCAACGGUCUUACUCUCGUUGAGAUUGCAGAAGGCGUCACCGUUGACGAGGUCAAGAGCAAGACAGAAGCUCCCUUCAACGUCGCCGAGGACCUCAAGCCUAUGCUGUAA
Messenger RNA from Fusarium sp. VM40, 1560 nucleotides. NCBI's taxonomy places the organism in Eukaryota, Fungi, Ascomycota, Sordariomycetes, Hypocreales, Nectriaceae. The record is from the annotation of a GenBank genome assembly.